Dracunculus medinensis (Guinea worm) is the source of this 411-nucleotide messenger RNA. The record is from the annotation of a GenBank genome assembly. NCBI's taxonomy places the organism in Eukaryota, Metazoa, Nematoda, Chromadorea, Rhabditida, Dracunculidae.
AUGACCGAAAAUUUAAUCACUUUGGAAGAAGUUUCAAAGCAUAAUACACAACAAUCAACGUGGCUCGUAAUUGACAGUAAGGUAUAUGAUGUAACGAAAUUUCUUGAGGAGCAUCCGGGUGGUGAAGAGGUAUUGCUUGAAGUUGCCGGUCGUGAUGCAACAGUUAAUUUUCAUGAUGUUGGUCAUUCAAAAGAUGCAAAAGAAUUAGCUGAACAAUAUGCGAUUGGAUAUAUUAAGAAAUCUGAUGAUUUUGUUCCUAGCCAAACGAAUAUAUCGGGUUCAAAAAGUGUUACGUGGUCGGAGAUUAUAUUCAGUCCAACUUGGAGUAAUUUUUUGAUUCCUGUGGCACUUUCAGUUAUAGUUUAUUCAUUUUAUACUCUGUCGAAGUCAGCACUCAACAAGAUAUUCUAG